This is a messenger RNA of Dermacentor andersoni, 2553 nucleotides long. Its product is annotated as ribonuclease H2 subunit B. Gene Ontology annotation, cellular component: nucleoplasm; ribonuclease H2 complex. Lineage: Eukaryota; Metazoa; Arthropoda; Arachnida; Ixodida; Ixodidae. Gene Ontology annotation, biological process: RNA catabolic process. The record is from RefSeq and is a predicted model, not a curated record.
GGGCAACACCAACACUGGGCUGGCGCUUUCCCGCGGACUCGCGCGGAAAUUACAGUGUGCUCGGUCGAGAACCGUGCGACUAUUGAAACGGACACAUUUCAACUGAUUGUGCUCGCUAAAUGUGACGGCGUAAGCACAUUUGCGUUUUUUUCGUUUGAACCGUUACACAUCUCAUAGGUGAUGCCUCGUCAGCGCAACGGUGAUGGUACUACGUCGGAAAGUUCUAAGGAGCCACUGAGAUUCUUCGUUCUGCCAAAUGCUUACGCGGCGGAAGACGAACAAACACACAAUAUUGUGCCACUGCCACAUCCAAAAACGGAGGCGUCAUCACUCUACCUAAAAGCUGACUCGGGUGAAUACCUAGAGUUAGUCAAAUUCAAGGAGAAGCGUGGAUCUUGGAUCGUGGAUGACUUUGUAGAACCAGAUGGAUCACUGUAUGUCGCCACUCCGAUGGAUCCCCUCUUCUUUGCUGUGGCUCUUUUGCAAAAGAGUGACAAGUUCCGGCCGCUGGAGGACUUUGUAGAGGACAACUUGUAUCCUCACCUGGUCAAUGUCAUCCGUUCCUGCAGCAGUCGUAUGCGACACAUUGCAGAUGUCAAAGAGCUGGGUGAGGAUCGAGUGUACCGCUACAACGAGUCCAAGUGCCUUGCCUGGCUUACCAAGAAAGUGAAGGCCGUCGCAACCGCGUUGGAGUCGGCUGACAUCCAGGUUGGCGCAGCAUGCAUCAGUGCGGCUCUGGUCAGGAGCAAACGUGACACCAGGCCUACAAGUGAGGACUACAUGGUGACAGCACACUCCAUAGUAGCCGACUAUGUUCCACCCACCUUGGGCUCAUUGCUGAAGACAUCGCUGGGCCUGGGCAAAAAACCUGCAGCUGAGAAGAAGGCAGAAGCACCGAGCUCCCCUCCACCUAAGAAACAGAAGACUGAGCAAGUGGAGCCACUGGAAGACUACAGCCAAGGCACACCAAAGAACGGCCUUUUGAAAUCGGCUAAGACGCCAAAGCUGACGGCCAGCCAGAAGAAACUGCAGAAGGCAGACAAAACAGGCAUGAAGAGCAUUUCAAGCUUCUUUGCCAAGAAAUGAAUGGCAGAUCUCUAGUGCUUGCUUCAGCAAAAGUCCUUCAAGGCUUGGCCGCUGUCAGCACAACUGUAUAGGACCAGGGACAAGCUUCAACCUGUGCAUUGGCUUUCACUUGACCUCAUUCACAUCACAGUCGUAUGACAUUAACAGAAUCUUCUUAGAAAUGAGCUGCUGUACUGCUAAUGCUCAUUAUCUGUGCAGUGGACAUUUUAAUGUUUCAUUUUGUUAAUGUUGCCUGGAAAGCCCUGAGAAAUUACGUAAGCUGGGCCAAUGCGUUGAAAUGUAAGAGCAGGCUGUAAAAAAAAAUUAUGUAUAUAAAAAGAGAAAUGCAUAACUGCAGAAAUCGUAAACGCUAAACAAUGUUUACUCAGCACAGAAUGUGAGCGGCAAAGGCAAGUUUUGUGUGGGUACAAUAAGGUAGCGGGAUGUUUAAUCGAACGAUAUGCAGUUUGCCAGGGUCAUUGUAGGUUGACUAUUUAGAGUGAUUGGUUGCUGAGCUUACACAGAUUAAAAUAACCAAAGCUAUGCGGAGUUACCUUACCAUUAUAUAUUUGUAAAAUUUAUUGCAGGCAGUGAAAGAAACAUUCGUUACUGAACGCAUUUCAAGUAAUUGAAUCACAGAAGGCAAAAGUGAUCACAGCUCUUGCGUGGUAUAAAUACAUGCUAUUGGAUAGCUACGACGUAAGAGCAGAGGCUGUGGAUGCGGUUUUAGAAUGUGGUGCCUUCAGUGUGAAUGCUCGAAGAAGCAGUGAAACAAAGUAUACAGUAUGGUGCAGCAGGACUAAAGAAAUCGCAGUCCAAUUGUCUACUUUUGAUUAUCGGUCUCGUCACAGUCAUGUGGGGUUAAGAAGUUUUUUGAGAAACAGGUUAAUGGGCAGUUAAUAACUUGCUGUUCAUUGUCUGUGCAGCGAUUAGUUUUGAGGUGGUGCAUUUUAGGUGAAAACCAGAGCAGUGUUGACAAUGACUACUAAUGGCAUCCUUUGGUUAAAAAUUAGUCACUUAGCUCGCAUUAGCUAAUUGGUAUUUACUAUACCUAUUACAGUCUAGCAUGCUGCCUAUCUCUGCUUUGUCUUGUAAUGUUAGGUAUGCCUGUGACGAUUCCUUCUUUGUCGCUUCCCCGCUUUCUUUUCCCAUAAAGACUGCAAUCUAUUCCUGCUGCAUGAUCUCCACUGCUGACCAUUUAACACUCCCAUCAGCUUUGAGCCCAAGCACUCCUAGAAGGUGGAUGUUCCCUCUAAUUCUGGCUGGAUUAAUAUCAUUGCUGUGAUUGGAAGCUAAUCUGUACAGACUGUCAUCCAGUGAUAUGUUAAAAACUUUGUUGGCUAUUUCAGCUUUCAUGUAAAGCAUGCCCUGUAGUAGCAUGGUUGGUUGUUUCUUUUAUUCCAUAUAAAUUUUUGGCACACCUUGGAAAGCUGUCAUUAACUGCAAUCUCAUUUCAAUAAAAGCCAAGUGCACCUCUUUUUGAACAAA